AUGCGAGGAAAGGGCCAAGGUAAAGGGGAAGCAAUGUCAAAAGGAAGUAUAAUAGUAAAUAUGGAUGAUGAUAGUCAAUUGAAGAAUGGAGAUGCUAUCAAUGAAAUUAAUAUAAGAAAAAUGACAACUAAUUCAAUCUACGAUGUUUCACUUAGCACGGCAACUAAUACCAACCAACAAUAUGCAAAUCAAUAUCCUAACACUCAAGUGUCGUCUAAUGGAAUGUUUAACAAAAAAGAUGAAGGUGGAGGUGGUGGAGGAGGGGGAGGCGGAUUUGAAGGUGGAGGCGGAGGAGGAGGAGGAGGUGGUGGUGGUGGUGCUGGAGGAGGAGGCGGUGGUGUUGGAAAAUAA
This is a messenger RNA of Lactuca saligna, 351 nucleotides long. NCBI's taxonomy places the organism in Eukaryota, Viridiplantae, Streptophyta, Magnoliopsida, Asterales, Asteraceae. The record is from the annotation of a GenBank genome assembly.